Messenger RNA from Populus euphratica (Euphrates poplar), 7068 nucleotides. It is a transcript of the gene ESP, whose product is annotated as separase. Gene Ontology annotation, cellular component: mitotic spindle; cytoplasm; nucleus. Gene Ontology annotation, biological process: meiotic chromosome separation; proteolysis. Lineage: Eukaryota; Viridiplantae; Streptophyta; Magnoliopsida; Malpighiales; Salicaceae. Bases 94 to 6711 code for a protein of 2205 amino acids. The transcript is spliced from 27 exons. The record is from RefSeq and is a predicted model, not a curated record. Gene Ontology annotation, molecular function: cysteine-type endopeptidase activity.
UUUUCAAAAAUUUAAAACUGGCUAAACUCCCGCCCUUGAAAACGAACACAUCAAAACACAAUAUCUCGCUCACCCUCUCUCUCGCUCACAGCAAUGGCGGCGUCUGCGGAGGAAUCUUCUGCUCUAAUCUCCAAACUCGAAUCUCCAUCCAUUUCCACACCAAUCUAUUCUCAGUUCUCGAACUACCUUCUCCCAUUCACCGAUCUCUCCAAAAAGCCACUAAAUAAAAACCAAACCCUAACCCUAACCCGAUCUCUUGCCAAGCAGUUCCUUCCAUUCGUAAACCGCUGCCUUUCCAUUCUACCCAAACGCCUCUCCGAUCUCCUCAACUCACCCUCCUUCAAGCAAGACGAUGGCGGAAUCCCCGAACUUGUCACCGAAUUGUUCGAUGCUUACCGGCUCUGUUUGGAUUGCUUGGAAUCGGUGGCUUCGCAGCUGGCCGGUAAGCCCUACGCGGUGUAUAGGCAGAGGUUGAGGCUGGCAUGUUGCUUGGAUGCUUGGGGAUUGUACAGGGAGGGUGAGAAUGAAGGGUUUCGGGUUCUGGAGAGGCUUAGGGGUUUGGAUUCGGGACCGAAGUCGAAAAAUAAUAGGAAGAAGAAAUUAGGGGAGUAUUUGCCUGUUUUGCUUGAGGAUGGGGAUUUGGAUUUUGCGAAGAUGGUUGUGGAGGUUGCGAUGGCUAUUUUGAAGUGCGUGGCGUUAGGGCAGAGUAAGAAUGAUGAGGAUUAUAAAAGGGUUAUUGGAAUGGUACAUGAGGUUAAACCCUGGUUCAGCGUGUUAGAUGCCAAUUCACAUGAGAAGUUACAUAGGAUGCUCGUGACCUACCUGCGGAAGUGCACCCAGUUUCUCGCAGGGGAGCUAAUGAUUUUUGAUGGAGGUACCGUGUGCGCUUUCUGUACAGAAACUUUAAAUGAGUAUUCAGAGUCGUCUAUGAAGGAUCAAAUUUACAAGUUUGCUCGUCAUAUCUGCUCUGUUUUCUUCCUUCAAGUUGAUAGAUAUUCAGUCAAAUUUGACAUACUGAUGUGUGUUUUGGACUCACUUGCCCAAAAAUGCAAGGUUGAAGUGGAAAUUUGGGGAACAGAAUUAGUUGAACUUGUCGCUUAUUGUGCAAGUAAAUGUCAUGCUGCAACCACAAUUUCUUGUAAUACUUUUGCAGAAUUCCUAAAUGACUUAGCUGGUGUUUUCUGUCAGGUUAUGACACCAUUGGAAAUGAUAAUCAGACUUUAUGCCAUUGGAUUGUCCUUCAUUGAUCAUAAUGCUAAGUCCAUGAUUGGUGAUGUUAUGCCAUCCAAAGGUGCAAAAGAUGAGCAUGCAGUUGGUAUUCUUGAAGGAGUUACACUUCGCAAUUUAGCACCCGUACUUGGUUCCUUACGGAGCUACUUUUAUGAUAAUUGCAAAGAGAACUGUGUGUCAUGUGGGAUUGACUACCAAGAUCUUGCUUCUGAUAUACAUUUAGAUUUUCACCAUGGAACCUCAAUAAAUUGCACACAAAAAAGUAGAGAGGUUUAUCUACUGGCUUACUUAAAUGUGCUGAAGUUCCUCUGUAAGCCGCUUUCUGAACGCGUGAUCUCUCAGAACAAGCAGAUAAUUUUCGAAAGCGAUGUUGCUUCUCUUUCUAUGAUGCUGUGCAGUAUCCAAGAAGCAUUUCAUCAGUUCAGUGACAUUGUUUUAUAUUUUCACAGAAACAAAUCUAAGAGGGAGGCAGCUGGUUUUGAUGAGAACAAGAUGAUUCUCACUGUAUCUGUUGCUACUUUCAUUCUAUCCAGCAGAACAAAACACAAGUUGCAGAAGAGUGUUCAUCUCAUUAAGCAGAUCAUUGCUAGCGAAUGGAUCCAACCUCAGGGGUUGAAAUAUAUAUCUGCUUCCCUAUACAGUGUUGGCUUACUUUUGUAUAGAAAUAAACAAGUGAAUGAGGCUUUGAAGCCAUUGGAAUUAUGUUGCAGAGCAUCAUGGAAAUGUGUCAAACUUCUAUCUGAGAUGUCAAUGCAAAAGUCUGAAGGGUUUGCUGGUGAUCUUUCAGAAGAUGCUAUUCUGGAUUUUGUCACAGAGGCAUGUAACCAAACAGUUUUUCUUUUGGAUGUUCUCCAUAAAUCUGGCAGUCUUAGGGUGAAAAAGAUCAUUGUAAACAGUCUUGAAAAUUGGUCUAUUGCUGAAGAUUUGUUCAGAAGGCUGUCAGGUCCUGUACCUUUGGUGAAACAAUGGGUGAAGAUGCAAUGUGAGAAUAAUAAGAACAUGAUCGUGGAUUAUGAUGCUCCAACCUUGUACUGUAUGCUAUCAUCGUCUAUGAGAGUGUCAAAGAGGACAAUUGGUAAAAUUUUACAGCAGGAGCUUCUUGCUUAUGAAGAAAUGUAUGCUGUGCAUCCUGAAUUUUGUCAAAGAAUGCAAAUGGAAGUCAUAGAUAUCCUUUUGAAAGAUGUAUAUGUCACAGAUAGUCAUUUGCAGAAAUCAAGAGUUUUGAUCAGAAAAGGACGGGCACUGAGGUCCUGUGGUUCUGAAGGUUUGGAGGACUGUAUACAAUGCUUGUCAGAAGCAAUCUCUGUCAUUAAUGAUGAAUCAUGUAGCCAUGGAACUCCUGCCUGCCAUCAUUUAGCCGUGACAUAUUGCCUACGUGCGCUAUGUACCCAGGAAGUGGAACCAAACUCAAAGCAAGUCUUUCAAGAUAUCAAAGCUGCCUUGGAUCUUUGGUUAAGCAUUCCAAUCCCAGAUUAUGGCAUUGCGUACGAUGAGGGUAUCAUGUCGCCUGACAGUGCACUUUUGUUUCUGUAUAAUAUAGUUGACUUGUUAGCAAUGAAGGGUUCUAUGGAAUUUCACAAUGACAUAUAUAAGUUGAUGAUUAGAUUGUUUGAAUGGAAGAAUGUCCAACUGGAGAUGUGCUUAUCCAUUUUGUGGGAGAGUAGAAGGCUUACCCAUGCUCUUUGUGUUUCACCUGUAAAUGAUGCUUUGAUAAUGACCUCACCAGGUUUUUCUGGAGAACAAUUUAGGUCUAUUGAUUCCUGGAUUCAUUGUCUAAAGGGGUCCCCACCUUUAUUAGUUGGGUUCCAACAAAACUUUUCAUAUCUAUUUACAAACUUUCAUUGCGACCCUGACAAUCACAAACCUUACAAGUCUGAUAUCACUGUUGAUGAUGUUAAAGAAGCUGCCUUUAAACUCAUUUCAAGUGUUCCUGCCACAAGCUAUUCUUUUUUCAUUGCUGGACAUCUUUACUAUGAUUUGUGUGAAAGACUUAUUGCAAAUGGGCGUUUGUUUGAGGCACUUUCAUAUGCUAAAGAAGCUCACCGGUUGCGUACUAAACUCUUUAAAGAUAAAUUUAUGUAUACUGUUGAGAAGCAAUCAGAAAACUGCACUGGAGCUGGCAGUGAUAUGCAGAAGCAUACAUAUGGUCUUUCUGAUGUAAGAAUGCAAAAAUCAAUUGCUUGUGAAGUUUGGUCAUUCGAUACCCUUCCACAGGACAUGGAUGCCUGUUAUCUUAGCCCAUGGAAAAUACUUCAGUGUUACCUUGAAAGCACUCUCCAGGUUGGAACUAUCCAUGAAUUAAUUGGAAAUGGAAUUGAGGCUGAAAUUUUUUUACGGUGGGGUAAAGACAUCUCCUGCUCCCAAUGCUUGCCGCUAUUUAUAGUUGCCUUUUCCUCUGUUUUAGGUAAACUGUACUGCAACAAGGGGUCUUGGGAUCUGUCAGAAAAGGAACUUCAAAAUGCCAAACACGUUUUGGUACAUGGCUGUGCAGAUUUUUCUUGUUUAAAGUGUGGAUUGAUGCUUGAAGCCACAAUUGAUCAACAACUUGGUGAUUUAUCCCAUAGUCUCUUUAAUACAACAAGGAGUAUAGAGAGACUAUCUCUUGCUGAAAGGUUGUACAGAUCAGCCCUAGACAGACUAGGUCAUCCUGAAUGGAAAAACUCUGUUAGCUAUUCCAAAGAUGUGGAAGAAAUUGAGGGAGCUUCUGUUUGUUUCCCUACUUGUCAGGUGGGGCCUAAAUUGAAGAUGGAAAGUCAAAAGUGUAGAAAGACUAAAAAGGCAACAAAAUGUUUGCUAAAGGAGCAAUCUUUUGUAACGGAGCACAAUACUAGAUCAACUCGUUCCAGAUAUCAUUCUUUUCAGAAUCAGAAAGUAGACAGUUCUGCUGAGGUACAAGUCGGCCCUUUAAAUCAAUUGAAAGGAAACAAAACAUGCGAUAUAGUUGAUCCUAAUGGUCAGAGGCAGUGUAUCUCUGGAAGAAAGAGUUGCAUGGUUGAUUUGGGGUGUGAAAUCAUUUGCAUUUGCAAUGGAAAGAAGUGUUGGUUUUGCCUUGCGAGGGAAGUUAAGGAAUCUGGAUUGUUGAGCAAUUUCAUAUAUCUGAAAUGGGAGUUUGCUCGUAGGCGGCUAUCAAUAAGGCUACUAUCUGGCAUUGGAAAAUGCCUGGAAAUUCAAGGCAGAUUUCAUGAAGCACAUGAAAUUAUUUCACAAAGCAUCUCUGUCCUAGUCAGCCGAAACCUGUUUGCUCAUGCUCGUGUUCCAUUCACUUUCUUGCUUGAUCUAGUUGGGAAAGAGUUGCCAGGGGAUGUAUUCAGUAUAGAGCGUGCAGCAGUACUUUACGACAUAUCUUGGUGUUCUCUGAAGAGCUACUCCUCAAAGGAUAAUGGGACUAUCUGCUGUGAUCUAUACCAUGUUCAAGUACCAAAAAUAGUGUCUUGGUUGAUGCUAGCAUUUGUACUCUGCCGGCAGGUUCCUGCAGUUCUUCAGAAGGUUUCCAGAUUACUUUCAGCUAUAUUUGUACUUUCUUCUUCUAGCAAGACAUUUUCGUUGUCAAAUUAUAGCAAAGUUAUCUCAGAAAGUCAUUGGGCUUCAUUUUUUCAUCAAGCUUCUCUUGGAAAUAACCUUAACUUUCAGUUCCUCUCAAAUACAACUCUGAAACAUAAAGCUCGAAACUUUGCCGAUGAUCAGGGUUCAUGUGUGACUGCUUCAGCUUGGGAAGGAGCAGAAACAUGCAACUUACCAAGGCUUGCUCCUGAGUCUUUUCAAGAUUUGGAACAGUUUGUGACAGAAUUUUAUUCAGGCCUUCCUUGCACAACAAUCAUUUGCAUAAGUUUAAUCGGAGGACCUUGUGCAAAUUUAUUAAAAGAUCUACUGCAAUAUCCUUCAUGUAUUAGUGCGUGGAUGUUGUUGUCACGCUUGAAGUUUAAGAGUCAGCCUAUUAUGAUGCUUCUACCUGUAAAUAAAGUUUUAGAAGAAACUUCAGAUGAUGAUUGUGCUAUGUCUUGCACUGGAGAGUUUCUUGCGAGCAACAACUUGGAUAAACACUGGCAUUGUCCCUGGGGUUCGACAGUGGUUGAUGAUGUGGCUCCAACAUUUAGAUUUAUAUUGGAGGAGAAUUACUUAUCUUCGUCAAAAUUUCCCCUGGAAGACACAAAAGAGAAUAGAAAUUUAUGGUGGAUGAAGAGAAAAGAGCUUGAUCAUCGACUUGGCAAAUUACUGAGGAAAAUUGAAGGUUCAUGGCUAGGCCCUUGGAGGUGUGUUCUUUUAGGAGAUUGGUUCAACUGCUCACGCCUGGAUUCUAUAAUGAAGAAGCUGGUGCAUGAUUUGAAAUCCAAAUGCAAAAUCAAUACAAAUGAAAGCUUUCUUAAGGUUAUUCUUCAAGGUGCAAGACAUUCUUUCAAUGGAGAAGCUUGUAUUUCACAAUUAACGUCUCUUAAAAAGGGUUGCUUCAUUGUUCAAGCUGGAUAUUCAGAAGAGAAAAGGUGUGAGAAAUUUUCUGAAGUGUCUGAAGGGGCCACGAAACUGUCUGACCUUGCUGUCCAAUUGGUAUAUGAUGCUGUGAAUGAGCUUCAAGAAGAAGAGUCCACAAUUAGAGAACCGGUAAUUUUGGUGCUUGACUAUGAGGUGCAGAUGCUUCCAUGGGAGAACAUUCCGAUACUAAGAAACCAGGAGGUUUAUCGAAUGCCAUCUGUUGGCAGCAUCUGUUUCACACUUGAUAGAAGAUGCCACCAACAGGAGCAUGUUGAGAAGAUCACUACUGCCUUCCCUUUGAUAGAUCCCUUGGAUGCAUUUUAUUUGCUGAAUCCUGGUGGUGAUCUUAGCAGCACACAAGUGGAGUUUGAGAACUGGUUUAUAGAUCAAAAUUUGGAGGGGAAGGCUGGAUCUGCACCCACUUCUGAAGAAUUGUCCUCUGCCUUGAAAAAUCAUGACCUCUUUAUAUAUUUUGGCCAUGGAAGUGGUGCACAGUACAUUUCCCAGCAAGAGAUUCAGAAACUGGAAAAUUGUGCAGCUACUCUUCUAAUGGGAUGCAGUAGCGGUUCAUUAUCAUUAAAUGGGUGUUAUGCCCCCCAAGGUACUGCGCUAUCGUAUCUACUUGCUGGUUCUCCUGCCAUUGUAGCUAAUCUUUGGGAAGUGACAGACAAAGACAUAGAUAGAUUUGGCAAGGCUAUGCUUGAUGCUUGGUUAAAGGAAAGAUCUAGUGUUUCCUUAGGAUGCGAUCAAUGCAAUUUAGUAGCUAGAGAAUUCGAGGCAAUGAACAUAAAGGCUGGUAAAGGUAAGGCAAAGAAAAAGGUUCCAAAAACAAAAUCUGCCGGAACAUUUGAUGGCGGUGUUGCAUUAAAUUCUUGCGACCAUAGACCAAAGAUUGGAGCAUUCAUGGGUCAGGCUCGUGAAGCUUGCACCCUCCCUUUCCUCAUUGGAGCAUCACCAGUAUGUUACGGAAUCCCCACGAGUAUAGGGAUAAAGAAAAGAUAUAUAGCAGAGUGAGAAACUGGCUGGGGCUUUGAUACGAAAUUCAAAUACCAAGUAUCGACUCCUUGCUUGAUUUUCAACUUGUGAUAAUAGAGUUCAAUCGAAGUAAAAUGCUUGUCCCCAGCCAAGAUUUUAGGACACAUAAUUUAUGGAGUCCUUGAAAUGUUUCCCCCAUUUUUUUAUCCCUCUUUGGUAAAUGUAAAUCUGCCUGAGUUAUUGGAUCAAUUCCUGAUCCAUGAGCAAGGCAAUGCCUUUGGAUAGUGUAGAUAGAUUAAGGGAAAUUGCUCGGUUUUUUGGUAUUUCUAUCCGACUUUCAUGAUCAUGCCUAUGUGGUUGGUUGACCAGUCUAGCUGCCUUCCAGCUAUCGUGUCA